CUUAUUAGUGCACAAACACAAGAGUUAAAGCGUUGUAGUGCCCUUCAUAUAGUCAGAAAUAAGGCGUUUGGGAUUGAGCCAUGAUGUGACGAGCCAGCACCUGAUUACAGAAACAAAAGUUAGUAGCAGUGUAAUGCGGAUAAACAACACGGACUUUUUAUAUUUACCCCACUUUGGCAUGAUGAUGAAUGAUGAUCACUGAUGAUGAUAAUGCAGUUUUGACGAUAUAACGAAUUAGACUACAACAACCCGCCAAUCAAGCUUGAAGUCUGAUUGGACAGGAUUCCCCUGAACCUUAUUGACUAACCUGAACCAUACCUAAUUUAAACGUCAUCCUCACUCACUCUCACUCAUUUUCUACCGCUUAUCCGAACUAUUCUCGGGUCACGGGGAGCCUGUGCCUAUCUCAGGAAUCAAAUAUUUUGGAGCCCAAUUGGGCAGGAACCCCCCCAAUCUGGCAACACUGGUGCUGGUAAAUGGUGCCACUGUUUGGAAAUCAUCACUAAUUCCCACUAACCUGCAGAUUAAGACUAUUUCAGCUGCACUUUAUUUUGCUGAAGAAAUCAAAUAUUUUGACAAUCAUGUCCCAGCAUUUGCAUGCACGGAGGCUUGAAAAAUUGGACAAGAAUGUGUGGCUGGAAUUUGCAAAGCUAGCUGCUGAAUAUAAGGUAGUGAACCUGGGACAAGGAUUCCCUGAUUUUUCUCCUCCCAGCUUUCUCUUGGAGUCUCUCUGCAAGGCCAUCAAUGGAGGAGCCUCCAUACACCAGUACACACGUGCCUUUGGCCAUCCACCUCUUGUCAAGAUCCUUGCCAAAUUCUUUGGGAGGAUUUUAGCCCGUGAAAUAGACCCCAUGAAGGAGAUACUGGUUUCUGUGGGAGCCUAUGGGAACCUUUUCUGUGCCUUUCAGGGUCUGGUUGAUGAGGGUGAUGAAGUGAUCAUUGUGGAGCCUUUCUUUGACUGCUAUGAAGCCAUGACAUUAAUGGCAGGUGGAAAACCUGUCUUCAUUACCCUGAAGACUCAAAAGGUCACCGGUCCGGCUUUGUCUAGUGCUGAUUGGGUGUUAUGUCCUGAAGAGCUAGCAAGUAAAUUUAACUCUCGUACAAAGGCUAUCGUCAUCAACAAUCCCAAUAAUCCCUUAGGCAAGGUCUUUCAGAGGGAAGAGUUACAGAUGAUAGCUGACCUGUGUAUAAAGCACGAUGUUAUUUGCUUCAGUGACGAGGUGUAUGAGUGGCUUACAUAUGAUGGAGCACGACAUAUUAAAAUAGCCAGUCUUCCAGGCAUGUGGGAGCGUACGAUCACUGUUAGCAGUGCAGGCAAGAGCUUCAGUGCUACAGGAUGGAAGGUGGGCUGGGCUAUAGGGCCGGGACAUCUACUGAAACAUCUGCAAACUGUCCAUCAGAACUCCUUAUAUCACUGUCCCACUCUUAAUCAGGAGGCUGUUGCUAUGGCUUUCGAAAGGGAAUAUGAACUGUUUGGCACAGAGGAAAGCUAUUUCAAACAACUACCUGCACAGCUGCAGUCCAAAAGGCUCAGGUUAGUUGAGUGUCUGAGGAGUGUCGGACUACAACCCAUCCUGCCUGAGGGUGGCUACUUCAUGAUCACAGACAUUUCCUCCCUGAAGGUUGACAUGAAUGACCCGAAUUCCAAGGAUGAACCCUAUGACUACAGAUUUGUCAAGUGGCUUAUUAAAGAGAAGCGUUUGGGUACUAUCCCUGUAUCUGCAUUUUACAGCCAAGAAAGCAGACCACAGUUUCAGAACUACAUCCGAUUCUGCUUUGUAAAGGAUGACUCUACCCUCAAAGCAGCUGAAGAUAUUCUGAGACAGUGGAUAGCAGAAAUAAAUGGAAUAUGAUUCUGUCCAAAACGAGCUUUGCAAGUCAGAUGUAUGGAAGUAUGGAAGAAUCUUGCUUUAUUAUAACUGUGUAUUAAUUAAACCAAUUAUUUUUUUGCAUUUAUUUUGUCUGUAGAUACAUUUUGUUGUAUGUCAGUAAGCUUGUCAAAACCCAGCUAAGUUGCUAACAAGUAAACCUCAGGACAUGUGCCCAGAAAAGUCCCUCAACAAUUCUAGCUGGUGUUACUAUCAUACAUUUUAAUUAUUAUGAGCAACUUUCAAAGAUCAUCUGUUUUUUUUUUUAUGUAAUUAUACCUAGCUCUACCUAGCUCUAUUAUUAUCGAUGCAUUUAUCUAAAUCUUGUAGAGCAUUAUUUUUGUGACUUUUAUGUAAAGUUUUAUUUAAGUCUACUUCUGUUCUUUGUCACAUGUUCCUGCUUGAUUAUGCUCAUCAUUUUGUGUUCAAAACAGUUCAGCAGUCAAACUAAGUUUCUUUAUUUAAUGAAUGCCAUGUUUUAAAUGUUGCAUUAGCUUCCAAAGCUUAAUGCGUAUGUUUUUGCUCCAUAGCCUUGCCAUUAGUGUGUGUUUCUUGCUACUUUGCUAUGUGGUUCUAAGUUAGUGUAUUCCCUUUGCAUUGUAAAAUAAAUCUAUCUAUAUUGCCA
Messenger RNA from Tachysurus vachellii, 2493 nucleotides. RefSeq names its product kynurenine--oxoglutarate transaminase 1-like. Gene Ontology annotation, biological process: biosynthetic process. Gene Ontology annotation, molecular function: L-kynurenine:2-oxoglutarate transaminase activity; pyridoxal phosphate binding. The transcript is spliced from 16 exons. Gene Ontology annotation, cellular component: mitochondrion; cytoplasm. Lineage: Eukaryota; Metazoa; Chordata; Actinopteri; Siluriformes; Bagridae. The record is from RefSeq and is a predicted model, not a curated record. The coding region runs from base 582 to 1853 and encodes 423 amino acids.